AUGAGGAUUUUGGCACUUGUCCUGGUCUGUGCGCUUUGUCGUCAGGAUGGGACGUUUGGAGGAUCUCUGCACGACUUCGGAUCCUCACAGUGGACACAUACGACAGGUCAAGGAGCUGCACGAUUUCUCCAGCUCCUCGAAGCCAAGAGAGGCGACGUAACCCAUCUUUUGACAGAGGACUCCAACUUGUGUCUGUCUUUGAGAGAAGACCAAGACCACCAGCAGCUCUUGUGCAACGACCAGCGGAGUAAAUUCAACUUCAACACGUUUGGGCUGCGCUUUGGAAAGCGUUACAGUACUUAUCCCCCCAAAGGGGCCAGAACAAGAAGGUUACGGCCCUUUUUUCUGUAUCCACGAGAACUCGAGGUGUCCUAAACCAGAGGUCCAAUCAUUUCCAUGUAGCUUCUGGUGAGGACAUUUGACAUUUCUCAGAUAUGUUGUUGUAUAGACUCUGUCAGUGUUCAAGUCCAUUUUGUAACAAGU
Messenger RNA from Lampris incognitus (smalleye Pacific opah), 483 nucleotides. RefSeq names its product kisspeptin 2 (gene kiss2). The transcript has 2 exons. Lineage: Eukaryota; Metazoa; Chordata; Actinopteri; Lampriformes; Lampridae. The coding region runs from base 1 to 375 and encodes 124 amino acids. The record is from RefSeq and is a predicted model, not a curated record.